UUUGGAGCCUUGGAGCCCGGGCUCAGCCAGGGAUCCAGCGGCAGUCGCAGCGGAGCCGCCACCUUCCCCCGCACGGGCCUCAGCCCCUCCGGCUUGGCCAUGGCAGCCGCCUCCUCCACUGCGGCGAAUCGGGCCCCUUCGCUCCUCGCCCGUCGCUGAGCAGCCGUUAAGCCGCCCGCCCGCCCGCUCGCCCUGCUGCGGGCGCUGCCACGGCCCAGGCUCCGCACAAGUUUCCGCCGCGGGAGAAGCAGGAGGCGAAGGCGAAGGAGGACGGACGUGGGGAAUCGGGCGCCCCCGGCCCACCCGCCCGCGAUGUGGGGGCGCUUCCUGGCCCCGGAGGCCAGCGGCCGGGACAGCCCCGGCGGGGCCCGCAGCUUCUCGGCCGGCCCCGAUUAUUCAUCAGCAUGGUUACCUGGUAAUGAAUCAUUGUGGCAGGCCACAGCUGUUCCAUCUAACCAUCGAAAUAACCAUAUCAGGAGACAUAGUAUAGCUUCUGACAGUGGAGACACCGGCAUUGGAACUUCCUGUUCUGACAGUGUGGAAGAUCAUUCAACUUCAAGUGGCACGUUAUCUUUUAAGCCUAGUCGAUCAUUGGUUACUCUUCCUACUGCCCAUGUGAUGCCAUCCAACUCCAGCCCUUCAAUUUCCAAACACAGGGAAUCAUUAACAUCAGAUGGCUCAAAAUGGAGUACAAACUUCUUGCAAACAUUGAGAGACCACAGUAGGGGGCAGCAGGACUCCUCUCUCGACAUGAAGGACUUUCGGCCUCUUCGGAAAUGGUCAUCUUUAUCCAAACUCACAGCCCCAGAUAAUUGCAAGGAGGGUGGCACUGCACCAGCAGAAGAGUCAAGGAACGGUUUGGAAAAGACAGGGCGGGGCAAGGCUUUAACAUCACAAUUAAGGACAAUUGGGCCUAGCUGCUUACAUGAUAGUAUGGAGAUGCUUAAGCUAGAAGACAAAGAAAUAAAUAAAAAACGGUCAUCAACUCUGGACUGCAAGUAUAAGUAUGAGAGCUGUAGCAAAGAAGACUUCAGAGCUUCUUCUGCUCUAAGGAGACAAACUUUAGACAUGACAUACAGUGCCUUACCUGAAAGCAAGCCCAUUAUGAUGAGCUCAGAGGGCUUUGAACCCCCAAAAUACUUAGGACUUGGUCAGCAGGCCGUAGGUGGAGUUCCCAUUCAGCCUUCUGUGAGGACUCAGAUGUGGCUUACAGAGCAGUUGCGGACAAACCCUUUGGAAAAUAGAACUACAGAGGACUCUUACAGUUUAGCUCCUUGGCAACAGCAGCAAAUUGAAGAGUUUCGACAGGGAAGUGAAACACCAAUGCAGGUUUUGACUGGAUCAUCUCAUCAGAGUUACUCACCUGCCUAUCAAGAUUUCAGUAAGUGGGAAUCAGUGCUGAAAAUAAAAGAAGGACUUCUAAGGCAAAAAGAAAUUGUAAUUGAUCGGCAGAAGCAACAAAUUACCCACCUACAUGAGAGGAUAAGGGAUAAUGAAUUACGGGCACAACAUGCCAUGUUAGGACAUUAUGUAAAUUGUGAUGAUUCUUAUGUGGCUACUUUGCAGCCACAAUAUGAGAACACUGCCCUCCAGACUCCAUUUUCAGAGCAGUCAGUGUCCCAUUCCCAGCAAGAUGAACUGGAGCAAAAGCUUGCAUCUACUGAGAAAGAGAUUUUACAGCUCAAUGAGUUUCUCAAACAAAGAGUAAGCCAAUUUAAUGAAGAGAAGAAAAAACUAGAGGAAAAGCUUAAAACCAGAGAUAGAUACAUCAGUAGCCUGAAAAAGAAGUGCCAGAAGGAAUCUGAACAAAACAAAGAAAAACAGAGAAGAAUUGAGACGUUGGAAAAGUAUCUGGCUGAUCUUCCAACUCUGGAUGAUGUACAGAGUCAAAGUCUACAGCUGCAGGUUCUAGAAGAAAAAAAUAAGAAUUUGCAAGAGACUUUGAUUGAGACAGAAAAAAAGCUUGAAGAGAUCAAAAAACAAUGUCAGGAUAAAGAAGCACAGUUAAUAUGCCAGAAAAAGAAAGAAAAGGAGUUAGUAACUACUGUUCAGAGUUUACAGCAAAAAGUAGAAAGAUGCCUUGAAGAUGGAAUCCGCCUUCCCAUGCUAGAUGCAAAGCAGCUUCAGAGUGAAAAUGAUAAUCUCAGAGAACAAAAUGAGACUGCUAGUAAGAUAAUAGACAGCCAACAAGAUGAGAUUGACAGAAUGAUUGUAGAAAUUCAGUCAAUGCAAGGAAAACUUUCCAAAGAGAAAUUGACAACUCAAAAGAUGAUGGAAGAUCUGGAAAGGAAAGAAAGAAACCUCCAGAGAUUAACAAAAGCACUGCUUGAAAACCAAAGACAAACAGAAGAGAUGUGCCCUUUACUGGAUCAGGGCCAGGAAACAGACCAGUCUAAGCAGCAGACAGUGCUUUCCAAACGGCCACUGUUUGACUUGACUGUGAUUGAUCAGCUGUUCAAGGAAAUGUCAUAUUGUUUGUUUGACUUGAAAGCAUUGUGUAGUAUUCUUAAUCAACGUGCUCAGGGCAAGGAGCCUAAUCUUUCAUUAUUACUGGGUAUCAGAUCAAUGAACUGUUCAGCUGAAGAGACUGAGAAUGACCACAGCCCAGAAACACUCACUAAAAAGCUGUCAGAUGUGUGCCAAUUACGGAGGGAUAUUGAUGAAUUAAGGACUACAAUAUCAGACCGCUAUGCUCAGGAUAUGGGAGACAACUGCAUUACCCAGUGAUCAAGUAUUGGUCCCACAGCAAUAAUGACCCACUGUAAAUGCUGCUGUGUUUCAGUUCUUCACCUUUCUAUUUAGGAGUUACAGUGGGAUGUUGCAAGUGACAUAUGACUUGCUUAUAGAUUUUUUUUUUUCCUGUGGAUGGAUUUGUUUAAUUAAGGGGAAAGGAUGUGAGGUUUUGAAGGGGGCUUGUCUGCUUAGGCAAAAAUAUCAAAUUAUCAUUUGAAAAUUGUGAUAAAGUCUACAAGAAAAAAAAUCUAUAUUCUCAAAACUACUGAUUGGUAGGACCAAGCUGUGAAGAAUGUCCUUCAGAUAAAGGGGUAAGAUUUCUUUGAAUCCUAUAAUUUUGUGUGUUUGUAAGUGCAUGUAUGUGUGUGUGUGUGUGUGUACUUUAUUCACAAAAUUAUAAGGAUUUCAUCUAAGGUCAAAGCAAAACUCCUGAGAAAGGCACACAUUAUUUAUUUGUAUAUUUCUUUUGUGUAGAAGCUUGUGUUGUACUUUGGGAUUUUUAACAGUUGGCUGAACAAGAGUUCCAGUAGCAGUGGUACAGCAGGCAAAACUGUAUGUAGUUUGAACAAUCACUGUGCUGAGAUGAUGAGGUUGUGGAGUUGGGUUGAUGUUAGUACUGUAGAUAGGUCAGCUGUUUUUCCAGAGUGAUUGUCGUUUGCCUUAGAGGUAUGAAAUUUUGAUAUGACAAUCUUUUUCAUUAGCACUGUAAUUUAUUACAAGGAAGUUCAUCUGAACUAAUUUUAACAUAUCCAUUACUAUUUAUAAUUUUUAUUUACAUAUUAUAUCUGUCAAUAUAUAUAAAGCCAUAUAUAAUUAAAUGCAAGCCUCGUAAGGUGUGAUAUAAUUAAUGUCAAAGAAAGAUUAACACAGUGACUCUGGAACAAUAGCUUAUUUAUCCAGAUCUCAACGUUUACAUUUGACAGUUUUCUGUAUGUUUUAAAAUUGAAACUAAGAGAAAGCCAACACAUAUUCUUUGUAUCUAAAUUUACACUAACAUAAACAACCUAUACUUAGGUAUUGUUAAUUUCCUGUUACUAGAUAAGGUAUGUUAAAAACAGGGUUCUUCACAGAAUAUGAGAUUGGCUAGGCUAGUUCUCCAUGUGGAGUACAGGGUAUUACUAUGAAAUGCAACUGAUCAUUAAAUAGACACACAAUCUUUUGACACUUCCAAGUGACUAAUGUCCAUGUUUAGUUGAUAUUUUGGAAAGCCCAUGUAUUUUUUGACCUUCAGAACAUUUACAUUAUUUUGGGUGUGCUUAGUUAUGGCAGAGUAUUUUCCUCUAUAAGUUGGUUUGCUUUCUUCAUGUAACUAAGUCUUAUUUAGUUCAAGACUACAUAAGACGUGGAGGGAUAAAGGAUGAGUCAAACACAGUGAUACUGUUGUGGGCAAGAGCAGGUUACAUGCAUCUUUUUUGCCAGGCUUUUGUAUUGAUACAAAGGCUGCUCCUAGAAAAUAUUUUUCUUAAAUAUUUUCAACAGUGAAAAUAAAUGUGGGACAAAGCCUUCAAAGAGACUGCCUAGAAAAACAGUUCAAACUUUUGGCUUAUAUACAGCUCUCAGUAAGUUGUUUUAUGGUCACAUGUGAGCAGUCAGUUGUCGUACAUUUGUGAAGACGUCAGAUUUCCCUUCUGUGCACUACCUGAGUCCUCCCUGCUCUUCUUACUUCUUAGGUUCUGGGCACUUAGAUUAAGUCAGUGCUUUGUAGGGAUUCUGCACCCCAAGUCCCUAAGCUAAGGAGGGAUGUAGUCACUGGUCAGAACUUUACUUUCUAAUGUGUUCAUUGAUUUUUAAUGUUAGUGAUUUGAAAAUAAUCAAGGAAUAAUGAAUUUGUAUCAAAAAUCUGAUGCAAAGAAUUAUGCCUUGCAAAAUUAAUUCCUGUGAAAAUAGCCUUUACAGUAUAGUAGUUAAUAAUAUCUACAGAUCAGCUGAAAGUGCACCAUUUUUAUAUUGUCUUUAAUAGAAUCCCUGCCCCCUUACCAAUAUUUUGCAAUAAAAGCACACUAAAAUAAUAGAACUGAUGAGCAAACAAUCACUCAUUUGAAUCCGCAGGUCCUUUAAUUAAUUCUCUCCAAGGUUUUUAAUAUAUGUUUUAGUGUCGUUAUAAACAAAUUUACAGUCAUUUAUUUUAGUCUGUUGUAGAAACAUUUUUGUUUUUUGGUAUAGUUGGGGAAAAUACAGUUUUAUUUGUAUUAAGUUAUUUUCUAAAACAGAAUACUAAAAAAUUUUCAUGUAGUGGAAGACUAAAUACUUUUGAUACAUUUCAGUGUCCAACAUGUGUAUUUCUCAUUUAAAAAUUAGUAAAGGUGUGAUAGUCUAACUUCUAAUUACAAAAUUUAAUCUUUUAGAGUUUGGAUUUUUGUGAAGUGGCCUUGCUAACAAAUAGCCUCAGGGGGAAUUUGGGGGAAUGAAACUAGUAGUGUUCUACCUUGACAGUAUUCAAAUUUUGAUUUUUAUUUUUCUGAAGAGUACUCUUUCCCAAGACACUCUCUUGUGUGAUGAUGAUAGUGCAUUGAAAACAGAUUUUAUUGUUAGGUCAAGAUGGACAAAUAGCAGCACUGUAGUGUCUCACCCCAGUUUGAACUAGGAUGUUCGUGGAAGUUAGUACAGUGACAUAUGCCUGAAAUGAAGAUUAACCUAAAUUUUAAGGUAAAUCUAUUUGAAAGUUUCUGUAGAUAAUGAACCUUCUUUUUAAUUAUGCUUCUAUGAAUUAAAUGUCUCCUUACGAGAUAUCUCAUAUAAUAUUAUCAUUAACCAUUAGUCUUUUGCACUUUGAAGUUGAUCUUACUCUGUGUCAGUCACUUUUCAGCAGAGAUAAAAUAACAGUUGUCUCAAUGAAAGACCCAAAUUACCUGUGCAGAUAAAAAUUAACUUUAUUUGAUGUCAGAAAAAAUAGGGUGACUUGAGUUAAACUGUUAGUAAAUUUUCAGUUGCAUCUAAUUUUAAAAAAACAUAAAUAUGGCCUAGGUAAUAUACACCUGAAUUUAUUUUAAAAUAUGUGUGGGCCCUCUUUCUAUGUGAAAUAGAAUUCAAUAUUUCUUGUUAGCAGUAUUAUAUUUGACUGAAAUAUAUUUUGUUUGUGAUAAUUUAUUAAACUGAACUAGACUUAUUUCAGUAAUUUGGUAGAGAUCUCAAGGGCUGUAAAGAGUUGUUAAAAAUGAAUGUUGUACAGUUCUGACUCACUAAUAAGUUUAUAAAUCUAUCAUUGUGCAGCACUUAAUAGCAGUCUCCUAGAGAAUAUUUUUAGAGGACUACUUUAUUAAUGAAAUAGACUUUAAAUACCAGUAUUAGUUCAUUGAAUGACAAAAUAGCUGCAAACCUGGACAUAUUUUUACAUGGUAUGGUUCAGAUCAAGCACACCUUUAGUUUGGAUUAUUGGUAUUCUAUUAUGUAGAUUUCUAUCAUUGUAGAUAUGUAAUUACAAUAGUAAACAGUUCUCAUAACCAUGCUCAUUCAGACUCUAUGAAACUGCCAUUAGCUGAGGCUCUCAGAUCCAAAAUUAAUUUGUUUCCAUUGUUGGCAGUUCUUUUCAGUAUUCACAAAGCAAAAGAAAUUUCCCAUUUGGUAUGAAGAUGUAAAUUUCCAUCCUUACCCCAGAAUGCCAUGAGUGGUAUAUUGCUGUAUGAUUAUAUCAUACAUUUAAUCAUGAAGGGGGAAGAUUUUGGAUUUUUCUUAUAAGAAAUAUUGAAUAUAAUAAGAAUAUUGUUUCAAAUCAUUAAGUCAGUAACAACACUUUUGGACCUGCAUAUAGCAAGAACCUUUUGUGCCUUUUUGCUUGCAGUAAGCAUUCAUUUCUGUUUUACAUGGCUAUUAGAAUGUUGAUGAUUAUUGCACCUUGUUCUUCUGCAAAUAGACUUAAUUAAGGACUUUUUUUUUUUGAAGCAAGGAGCAGUUUUUCAUUACUAAAUGGGCACCCUAGUAAACAUCAGAGGAGUUAUCAGCUGUGUCUUUGGAGCCCACCCUUCCCUGUAUAGUGAGUGGAAAACUUCUUUAGAAUGUAUUCAUUUGUGUGUUUGUGUAUGUACAUUUAUGAAUAGUUAUUUAAGUAUAGAGACAAAAUUUAGCAUCACAUUGGUGUGAUGACAAGAAGUAGUAAGGUGCUAGGUGAUUAUAUUAAAAGCACAGCAGAGUGUAUAAUCAGUCCCUGUGACUGGUGGUAUUGUAAACUAGGUUCAGUUAUUGAACCACUCAAAAUACCUCAUGUAAAUACAGUGUUCAUGACUUAACUGAAAUACAGUUAUUGUAAAAAAGAAUGUGAAGCCACUGGUUGGCUCAUGCCUUUGGAUCUAUCAUUCUUGCCUCUUUUUUUUAUAAAGGGGUUGUUUUUGUUCUUGGUUUUUAAUAGCGUUACAGCUAGAAUUUUGAAUGCCAAAGUUCUAUUUAUUAAAUUAAGAAAAAAGUUUUCACUGUUAACGGCUAGUAUUUUUCCACUGGACUAUUGUUUGUUGAUGUUGAAAUUUGUA
Messenger RNA from Lepus europaeus (European hare), 7193 nucleotides. It is a transcript of the gene CEP85L, whose product is annotated as centrosomal protein 85 like. NCBI's taxonomy places the organism in Eukaryota, Metazoa, Chordata, Mammalia, Lagomorpha, Leporidae. The transcript has 13 exons. Gene Ontology annotation, cellular component: centrosome. Bases 313 to 2727 code for a protein of 804 amino acids. The record is from RefSeq and is a predicted model, not a curated record.